AUGAACCGCCAGUUGACACGUGAGGACAUCCACCGUAUCGUCGACAGAUGGAAACAAUUGAAGGCCCAGUUUGGCGACCAGGCCAUCAAUGUUCCUGAAUUUGCUCAGUUGAACAAGAUAGUGAAAUAUUUCAACCAGCAACAGCAGAUGCUCCAGCAAAAUCCGAACUUGAGACAACAACAGCAGCAACAGCAGCAACAGCAGCAACAGCAGCAACAACAGCAACAACAACAACAACAGCAGCAGCUCCAGAACCAGAACCAACAAAAUCCAGCCCUUAACCCACAAAGCUCGAGCCAACUCAAUAACCAACAAAUUCCACAACUGCUUCCACAGCAACAACACCAGGGUAUCCAUCCACAGGGAACACCUCUGCACCAACAGCAACAAUUUCCUCAGUCGCAAUCACUUAACCAGAUGCAGUUUAACAACAAUAACAAUACUAGCAAUGUAUCUGGGACCGGUUCUGGUUCCCAGGGAAGUUCGAGUGAAUCUGCAUUUACCACUCAACAGUUUCAACUUGUAAAGUCGCAGUUUCAGGCUCUCAAGUAUCUUUUGAACAAGCCUGGAGCCAACAAUCCCCCUAUUCCGCAGAAUUUGAUCUCGUUUGUUACUAACGACAGAUCUGCUGUUCCUAGCGGUGGAUAUCUUCCUGCAAGACCUGGAUUUCAGCAGCCUUCUAACGAUGGACUCUUAAACCAGAAUGUGAUCGGAAUGCAGCAGGGCAAUCUCAACAAGGGAAUGAUUCCGGGCCAAAAUGUAAACCAGAACUUGUCAAUUAAGAAUAACACCGAUGUUAAUAAUUUGAACAAUCUUAAUAAUAGUAAACCGCCUAUCAAGAUGGAGGCAUCGAAACAGAAAGUAUCAGUACCGAUACAACAGAUUCCUCCACAAUCCCAACAACUUCAACAACCAGUUCUGAAACCUAUAAAGCCUGAAGGUUUGUCCGAUUCUGGUAGAUUGACUGAUUCCCUUUUGAAGCUGAAGCCUUACAUUCGUCAACCACAACCUCCUGUUCCUCUCAGUAAACUUGUUCCUGAUAAGACUAGCGAUAGCAAGAACAUUAUCAUUCCCAUAAACAAGCCAAAUGUACAAGUGGACAGUUUUGAACUUCCAGAGAUAUUUGGAGAUUCUGUGAAAGACAUUGAGUAUGGUGAGAUCUACUCUCCACAGAGUCGUCGUCAAAUUCCGGGAUUGAUGCCUGAUGGAAUCAAUUCCCAGGAAAUCUUUAACAACAAAGAAGCAUUUAUUGUGAUGCAAAUUGAGCUUGAAAUGGACUCAUUGAGAAAGAAACUCGAUACUAUUCAAGACAAUGAUAAAGAGCGCCAGAGAAUUGAGGCGGAAUUGGCUCUGUUAGAGAUGAUUCCUUUCCAAAAGGAGUUGCGCGGGAAGUUGUUGUCACAAGUCUGGUUCAGCAAGUCGUUGUUGCCCAAUUCUCAUCCCAACUUCCUAGCAAAGUUCAACACCUUAUCUCUUGAAAAUGUUGCUACAGCUCACGAUCUCUAUAGACACCAAUUGGAAACUUUACUUCAAGUGCAGAACCAGAAGCAUCAGAGCACUAUCAAUGAGAUCUUGCUGUACAGAGAAAAUAAGGAUGUAACUCUUGCGAGAAGAAGAGAUCGCCUCAACAGGUUUGCCACCAAGAUCAGCAGUUUCCACAAUCAGACAGCCAAGGAAGAACAGAAGAGAAUAGAAAAGAUGGCCAAACAACGUUUGCAAGCUUUGAAGCUGAACGAUGAGGAAGCCUAUUUGAAAUUGUUAGACCACACAAAAGAUACUAGAAUUACGCAUCUUUUGAAACAGACCAACCAGUUCUUGGAUUCGUUGGCUCAAGCUGUCCAGAACCAGCAGAGGGAGACCAGUGAAAGAUUUGCCAUAAGAGACGGAACUCUGGUGGAGACUAAUGAUGAAGACAAAAGAGAAAAGGUAGACUACUACCAUGUGGCUCAUCGGAUCAAGGAAGAAGUCACUAAACAACCUUCUAUCUUGGUAGGAGGUACUUUGAAGGAGUAUCAGAUUAAGGGUUUACAGUGGAUGGUUUCGUUAUUCAAUAACCAUUUGAACGGUAUCUUGGCUGAUGAAAUGGGAUUGGGUAAGACUAUUCAAACUAUUUCUUUGAUUACAUACUUGGUGGAAGUUAAGAAGAUCAAUGGACCAUUUUUAGUGAUUGUACCCUUAUCAACGUUGACCAAUUGGAACUUAGAAUUCGAUAAAUGGGCCCCAUCAGUGAAGAAAAUCACUUAUAAAGGUACACCUAACCAACGUAAGGUUAUGCAACAGGAUAUCAGACAGGGUAAUUUCCAAAUCUUGUUAACUACUUUCGAGUACAUUAUCAAGGAUAAGGCGCUAUUGUCGAGAAUCAGGUGGGUACACAUGAUUAUUGAUGAAGGACAUCGUAUGAAGAAUGCCAACUCCAAACUUUCUGAGACAUUGACCCAUAGCUAUCACAGUGACUACCGUUUGAUUUUGACAGGUACUCCCUUACAAAAUAACUUACCUGAGUUGUGGGCUCUUUUGAAUUUCGUUUUGCCCAAGAUAUUCAACUCAGUAAAGUCGUUUGACGAAUGGUUCAACACUCCUUUUGCCAACACUGGUGGACAGGACAAGAUCGAAUUAAGUGAAGAAGAAACUUUAUUGGUUAUCAGAAGAUUGCACAAGGUGUUGAGACCUUUCCUUUUGAGAAGAUUAAAGAAGGAUGUAGAAAAGGACUUACCCAAUAAGGUCGAGAAAGUGGUCAAAUGUAAGAUGUCAUCUAUACAAUCGAAGUUGUAUCAGCUUAUGUUGAAAUACAACAUCUUGUAUGCUAGUGACCCUAAUGGCCCCAGUGAUGUUCCGUUAAUCAUCAAGAAUGCUAACAAUCAGAUUAUGCAAUUGCGUAAGAUUUGUAACCAUCCAUUUGUUUAUGAGGAAGUGGAGAAUUUGAUCAAUCCUACUAUUGAAACAAGUGAUAUCAUUUGGAGAGUUGGUGGAAAGUUUGAGUUGUUGGACAAGAUUUUGCCCAAGUUCAAGACCACUGGCCAUAGAGUGUUGAUUUUCUUCCAGAUGACCCAGAUCAUGGAUAUCAUGGAAGAUUUCUUGAGAUUGCGUGGAAUGAAAUAUAUGAGAUUGGAUGGUGGAACCAAAGCCGACGAUAGAACUGCUUUGUUGAAGUUAUUCAAUGCCCCAGAUUCCGACUAUUUCUGUUUCUUGUUGUCUACCAGAGCUGGUGGUUUAGGUCUUAACUUGCAGACAGCAGAUACUGUUGUCAUUUUCGACACUGAUUGGAACCCGCAUCAAGAUUUGCAAGCUCAAGACAGAGCUCAUAGAAUUGGACAGAAAAACGAAGUGAGAAUUUUGAGAUUGAUUACCGAAGAUUCUGUCGAAGAAAUGAUUUUGGAAAGAGCUCAUGCUAAGUUAGAAAUUGAUGGUAAGGUCAUCCAGGCUGGUAAGUUUGAUAACAAGUCUACUUCCGAAGAACAAGAGGCUAUGUUGAGAGCCUUGAUCGAAAAGGAGGAAGAACGUAGACAGCAUGGAAAUGACGAGGAAGAAGAAGACUUGAACGAUGACGAGCUCAAUCAGAUUAUCGCCAGAAAUGACCUUGAGUUGGUGACGUUCAGAAGAUUGGACGAAGAAAGAGCACAAGCUACCAAAGAAGCGAAAUACCCAACGAGAUUGUUUUCUGACCAGGAAUUGCCUGAGAUUUACCAGAAGGAUCCCGAAGAGUUGAUCAGGAAGGAUGAAGUGAUUCUAGAAGAUUAUGGAAGAGGUACAAGAGAACGAAAGACGGCUACCUAUGAUGAUCAUUUGACUGAAGAGCAAUGGUUGAGACAAAUUGAUGGUGUUGUUUCUGAAGACAGUGAUGAUGAGGUAAAAGCCAAGCCUUCGAAGUUGAAGAGAGGAAGACCUCGUGGAAGACCCAGAUCAAAGGGCCCUGAACCUUCUGAUAGCAAAGAAGGCACUCCCGAUGUAAUCCAGACAGAUACUGAGUCUGUUACUUCUGUGAAAAGAGCUUUGACUGAUGAAGCUAUAGCUUCUGCCAAACGUCAAAAGUCCGCCACCCCUAAGCCAGCACCCGCCAGUCGCUCCAAGAAGGCAGCAGCUCGUAACAGAGGUGCCCGUAGUAAGAUAUCACUCUUGAAUCGUUCAACUCCAUCAGUGGAUCCAUUGACUCCUGAUGAAAGAGCACAAUUGCAGAAUGUUCUUGAGACAAUCUAUGGUUUAGUUAUCAACUACAAGAACUCUCAUGACAGAAGAUUGAGUGACUUGUUCAUGGUGAAGCCAUCGAGAAAGCUCUAUCCAGACUAUUAUGUCUUGAUCAAAAAUCCAAUUGCUUUAGACAUUGUAAAGAAGAGAGUGUUUUCCAAGACUUAUAGCCAAAUCAGAGAGAUGUUAGAAGAUAUACAUUUGAUGUUUAGCAACGCCAGAAUCUACAAUGAGGAAGGUUCUAUUGUGUAUCAAGAUGCCACAGCUCUCGAGCAAUUGGCCAUUGAUAAGUUCAAGGAGAUGUCAGGUGAUUUGAGCGCUGAAGAAAUUGAAAAGAUUCUUGACUUUAGAGAAUUUGACGAGACCUUCAACUUGAAACCUUUGGUAGUUCCAGCUGCCAUAAAACAACCAGUAGAAACCAAACUCGAGCAACUAGACAACGACGAGCCUAUUGACAGUCCCCUAGUUGGAAUCUCCACCAAUGGUGGAACCGAGUUGUCUACGCCCGUAAACCCUUAGAUAGGGAUCGGACAUGUAUAAUACAAUCGAUACACGGUAACAUUAAUAUAUUAAAUUUCAUAA
Molecule: messenger RNA, 4764 nt
Organism: Scheffersomyces stipitis CBS 6054
Lineage: Eukaryota; Fungi; Ascomycota; Pichiomycetes; Serinales; Debaryomycetaceae
Gene: SNF2
Product: SWI/SNF catalytic subunit
Exons: 3
Coding region: 1-4701 (1566 amino acids)
Biological process (GO): positive regulation of transcription by RNA polymerase II
Cellular component (GO): nucleus
Molecular function (GO): DNA binding; histone binding; ATP-dependent chromatin remodeler activity
Source: RefSeq, a predicted model, not a curated record